Theileria parva strain Muguga is the source of this 1728-nucleotide messenger RNA. RefSeq names its product MAC/Perforin domain protein. The record is from RefSeq and is a predicted model, not a curated record. The transcript is spliced from 11 exons. Bases 1 to 1650 code for a protein of 549 amino acids. Lineage: Eukaryota; Apicomplexa; Aconoidasida; Piroplasmida; Theileriidae.
AUGGCAAAUAGCAUGACUAGCGAGUUUGAUCGUGGAUGCCCUGGUCUUGACUACCUUGGGGUUGGCUACGAUUCAAUUUACGCCAAUUCUGUUGGGAGUGAUUCGACGCUGUUAGACCCUGGAUACAGGGCGCCAAUAAUAGAAUUUGCCUGGAGAAAAAACUCCGAAGGAUACUCUCCUACUUUAGGAUCGUUGCACCCAGUCGGCGGGUGGGUCAGACCUGUGUUUUCAUGUAGUAGAUCAACCAAAAUAAAUGAAAUAAGCAAUUUGGAAGAACUUAAGGAUUCUUUAUCAGCAAGUACCAAAUUGAAUGGAGAUAUUCCCGAAAAUUCAUUUACUGGUUCCCUAGAGUACAAAAACGCUUUAAUGAACUUCAAAUCAAAACGACAGAAGAUAUACAAUAAAACUGAACAGUGCGUUAGAUAUCAAGUUGGAAUUCCUUUAAAUUUAAAGUGGGGAUAUACUGAGUACUUUAACCGCACACUUUCCAGACUACCAAUCUUAAGUUCUAAAGUAAUAAAAAAUUGUAACAUUGAUAACAAAUUGAAUUUAUCUGAUGAAGAAUGUAAGUCUAUUAAGCCCUGGAUUAAAUUCUUUGAGGUGUUUGGGACUCAUUUUAAUAAUCAACUUACUCUGGGUGGUAAGAUAAACCAAACUAUGGUAUUUGAUUCAUCAACUUUAGAAGAACUCAAGAAGAAAGGAAUAGAUAUAGAAGCUGAAGUUAGAACUGAAUUAGGCUCAGGCAAUGUUAAGUUGAAUCUAGACAUGGGUGGCAAGAAAUCUAGGCUUGAUGAAAUUGGCCAGAAAAAAAUGUCGGUGUUGGGUGGUAAAAUGCCUAAUUUCCCAAUGGAUGACAAUGAAUUUGCGCACUGGGCAGAAACUGUAGCUGAAAAUCCAAUGCCAAUUGGAGUUGUUUCGACUAGUUUAAAAACAUUGAUGCAUCCGGCUAUGCACCAAUCCUAUGAUCAGGCCCUACAUCAAUAUGCUAUACUGAACGGUAUAAGCUACGAAAAAUUAAAGAUGAUAAGUGGCAAUUCAAUUGAACUUUCUAAGGAGAUUGAAAAUGGGACUACUAUUGUUUCAUGGAACCGUGAUAAUAAAAUCAAAUGCCCUAGAGGGUCAAAAGUCCUCAUGGGCAUUUCUCUUAUAUUCGGAAAUGAAAAGUUACUAGGCGUCAGCUACUGCAAAUCUAAAAUGAAAGAGUGCAUAAUUCCAACCUAUGAAAAUGUAGAGCAUUCAUUUCACUGGAUAACAUGUUCUUAUGGGUUACAACCUGGAGUGGAGCAAAUAUUGAAGAUGUCCAACGCGGAUGAUAAAAACACUGAAAUAGAAUGCCCAAAUUAUUCACUGAUACAAAUUGGGCUAGUGAUUGUUACAGUUGACGGGAUAAUUACAUCAAUAAGGGAAUGUGAAUAUGGAAAUAAAUCUUGCAAAUAUGAUCUUAAUGAUAAUGAAACUUCUUACAUUUGGGCCUUGUGUUAUUCACAACUGGAUAAUAUUAACAAGCUUCAACUGAAAGUUUUAGUUUCCAACAACUACGCUGAUGACAAAGUUUCUUGCUCUGAUGGUUACAAAAUCAUUACUGGUAGUUUAGUUACAUUAUUGAGUUAUCAGGACAUGUUGCAAACUUUCCCGAAAAAGACACUUUAAAUUUGGACGACAUACAAUUUUGCCAGAAACACACUCAAAGUUGUUCUGCUAAAUCGAAUAAAAAGAGCAUGAUCUUUG